AUAAUUACCAGUAUUGCGAGACAGUCUAUUUUACAUGCUUUUUUAGUACAACUAGCAGUACAAGCUAGACCAUUUGCUCUUCCUUUUUUCUAUAUAAGUUUUGUUUACCAUCCAAGUCCAACCAACAUAACACAAGGAAUCAAGAUUGGUCCUCCAUGGCUGCUUAAGGUAUAUAUGAGUUAUGACAAACCCUCUCAUCAACUCUGUUCUCUAUAUACAUACCCCAUUCUGUGAAAAAAAAAAAAAAAAAAACCUUUAUUCUUCAAUCAUUCUUCUUUGCUUGUCUUUUGAUAUAUUGCAAGUGGCUCUUGAAGCAGUUUUUUUGCGAUUCUUUUGAGGUUGUCUCUACUGUCAUGGUGGACAAAAUUUUCAGUUGCUAAAACUGAUGUCAGCAAUUGCUGUUUUUGUUUAUUUUCACAGAUUUUCAUGAUUUGAAUUAAAGAAGGUGGUUAGAGCUGGUAUACCAGAUUGUCAUAUAAAAGCUGAGGUUUGAUCCAACUUUUGAUCUGUUCGUUGCAACAAAAAGUUCAAAACACAAAAAAAAAAAAAAAAAAAAAAAAAAAAUUGAGUUUGAUCGGCCGGUUUUCAGGGCUUUCUUCCACUGGUUGUAGCUGGAUCUGGACUUGAGUUGCUUCACAUCAAAAACUCAGUCAUUAAAUGGAUAGUUUGGGUUGGGAUGGCACUAACACAUCAUCCUUGUGGAGUCAUCAGCAACAUGAAAUAGAAGGGAGCUUCCCAGAAGACAUCUUUGCUUCAAUCAGUGAUCUUCAAAAAGCUAAUGAGCCAUCUCAUGGCAAUCCAAAUUCAGAUCACAGAGUAACCCAAAUGGAAAGGCACUCAGUACCACCAUUGGAUUCCAUUAGUGUUGUCUCGAGCUCGAAUUUUCCACAGCGCCAUGAAGCUAUUGGACAAUUCUGUUCUUCUUCUUCUUCCCCUUCAAUUAACAGGCCUUACAUGAUGAUGAACUCAUUGGGUACUCUAAUGGGUGAUUUUGGCAUUUCGACGAAUGGGUUACAAGAUGGAAAGGCCAGAGAUUCGACGACACACUCUCUAGAGUCACUUGAUUGCUUGCUUUCAGCAACCAACAGCGAUACUGAUACAUCAGUUGGAGAUGAUCAUGGGAUCUCCAUGAUAUUCUCAGACUGUAAAAACUUGUGGAACUUUGGUUCCAUCAAUGCUGUUUCAUCAGUGGAGUCUGCAAGUAACAAAGUUCUAGAACUCGAUGAAACAGUCUCUCAAGCUAGACCAUUGGACACUAAGCCUAACACUAACAAGAGAAGCAGUUGUUCAUACUUUGACAAUCUCAUUCGAAUCGAUUCUUCAAAAACAGAAGGAGGGGGUUUCAAGAUAAUUCAAGAAAAUCCACCAAAAUCGAAGAAAACCAGGUCGGAGAAGUGUCCAAGUUCAUCAAAUAUCAGUUUUCAACAGCUAAGUUCAUCGGUGUCAUCAGUUGAGGAACCGGAUUCAGAAGCCAUUGCACACAUGAAGGAGAUGUUUUACCAGGCAGCUGCAUUCAGACCGGUGAAUUUGGGGAUGGAGGUGGCAGAGAAGCCUAAGAGGAAGAAUGUGAGAAUAUCAACUGAUCCACAGACUGUGGCUGCAAGGCAGAGGAGAGAAAGGAUAAGUGAGAGAAUUAGGGUUUUGCAGAGGCUGGUUCCAGGUGGGAGCAAGAUGGACACUGCAUCAAUGCUUGAUGAAGCUGCAAAUUAUCUCAAGUUUUUAAGGUCACAAGUUAAGGCACUAGAAACCCUAGGCCACAAGCUUGACCUAGUGAAUUGUCCCAAUCCAAGUCCAAGCCUUCCUCUUCCUGCAGUUCCAUUCAACAACAACCACUCAUUUCCCAUGCAAAUCCAUUUCCCACUCCAAACUACUCCUAAUCCAAUCCAUCACCCCAAGAAUUGAAAAGGUCAUCAACCCUCAAAAUUUAUAUUGGCAUGGAAUUUUUUGUCUCUAAAUUUUCUUCUCUCUUAUAUCGAA
This is a messenger RNA of Camellia sinensis, 1977 nucleotides long. Its product is annotated as basic helix-loop-helix (bHLH) DNA-binding superfamily protein. Gene Ontology annotation, biological process: regulation of DNA-templated transcription. The record is from RefSeq and is a predicted model, not a curated record. Lineage: Eukaryota; Viridiplantae; Streptophyta; Magnoliopsida; Ericales; Theaceae. Gene Ontology annotation, molecular function: protein dimerization activity; DNA-binding transcription factor activity.